CAAUGAGGGGAUUGCCAGGUUGAGUAUUGCGCCUCAUAAAAUCAUUGGAGUUCUUCAUUCUGACUUUUCUCGUCGUUCCUUAGAAGAGAGCUGUCCGUUAAUCAUGGAAUCCGGUCGGCCAGCUUUUGCGCAGCGUCAUGAGCGGACGGAGGAGGAGCGCGAUCUCGUUCGAAGGCUCGAUAUCUUCCUAAUGACAUUUGGAUGCGUGUCUCAAGUUAUCAAGUACCUUGACCAGCAGAACAUCAGCAAUGCCUACGUAUCGGGGAUGAAGGAAGAUCUUGCCUUAAAUGGCAAUGAGCUCAACUAUUUCACCACGUACUUCAGCGUCGCGUAUUGUAUCAUGUUAAUCCCAUCGCAGAUUAUCAUGACAUACGUACGGCCGAGUUACUGGUUAUCCGGGUUGGAAAUAAUUUGGGGCUUGAUAACAGGACUGAUCGCUCUCGCUCAUAAUGCGAAGCAAGUGUACAUCCUCCGCGUCUUUCUUGGACUCUGCGAGAGUUCAGCUUGGCCGGGUAUGAUGACGCUAUUCAUGCAUUGGUACACGCCUUCGGAACUCGCAAAGAGAAUGGGAUUCUACCACUCUUGCCAAGCGAUAGGUUCAAUGAUGUCAGGUGCGCUACAAGUCGCAAUUAUCAAUACUCUACAUAACGCAAGUGGCUUGGCUGGAUGGCGCUGGUUGUUCGUCAUAAACGGGGUAAUGACCGUCGUUUGGGGCGCACUGGGAUUUUUCCUGUUACCUGAUCUGCCCAACCGAGUGAAUCCUAGGGCUUUCUGGUUCAAGAACGGCCACGGUAAACUUGCGAUGGAACGCCUAGAACGCCAUGGACGCGCCGAACCAAAGAGGAUAACUUGGGCUGGUGCUAGACGUACUGCUGUUAACUGGGUAACAUACUUCAUCGCGAUUAUGUAUAUCGCGACUGUGCUGGCGCCUUGGGGAUACGCCUACUUCAAUCUCUUUUUGAAGAGUCUCAAAAAUCCCGAUGGAACACCCACGUGGACUACAUCCCAAGUGAAUGCAAUCCCGAUCGGCGGUGGCGCUAUCAACGUUGUCUUCGUUUGGGUUUGGGCUAUCCUCUCUGACCUUCUGAGGACGCGAUGGAUCUUGAUUGUAGCACAAGCUGUCAUCGGCCUUGUACCAUGUAUCGCGAUGAGUAUCUGGACAUCGCACCCCGAUACUACGCCAUUAGCAACUGCCUACGCUAGCUACUUCAUAUCUUACCUGACUCUGGGUACUGCUCCCCUGAUUAUGGCAUGGCUUUCUGACCUAUUGCCUCAAGAUCCAGAGGCGAGAACACUUAUCGUUGGUGUCGCUAUCGCUACGUAUUACGCGGUUUCUGCGUGGAGCCAAGUUCUUAUAUGGCCUGCUGUUCAGGCCCCAUACUAUAAAUAUGGUUGGCAGUCGUCGAUCGCAUUUUGGAUCUUAGUCAUUAUCAUGACAUGCACUCUUCGAUACAUCGAUCUUAAGUAUCUUCUGUAUGGCAUCUUUUCUAGUACCUAUCAAAGUUGCGGUUACUAAUUUAGAGCGUAGUCCAAAGCGAGAAGCCUUCCGCGCCGCUCUGAUUGAAGGGUCAGAACCAGUGGGGCCAGAAUUGGCGGGUUCCGAGCAAGAUCCGGAUGACGAUCCUAGCACACGGAAGUCGAUAUGAAGAUCGAGGAUGAGUACCUAAACAUUUGUCACCUAAUAGCUUCAAGAGUCGAAACCGGCGAAGAAGCUAACUUCUUUCAACUCGAUCCCCAUUUUCGCAACCCUUUCCUCCCGUCAUUUGACUUAUUACCUAGGUGUGUUAUGCAUAGACAAUGAGUAGAUCACAAGCUUGCAUGAUAGAAUUAGAAAUCAUUGGCCAGAGUCAAUAGAACAUGUCUUCCAUUUAUGCGACACGGCAGAAUCCGGUUCAAUAGGGAUUGUGAUCCGUUAGAUUUACAGGCUGGUCAGCAGUUCCCGUACAUAAGUUCCAGACAUAAACAGGAUGAUCUGUGGUACUAUAGAAAAUAUACAUGUGUUGUCUGCA
Molecule: messenger RNA, 2009 nt
Organism: Annulohypoxylon truncatum
Lineage: Eukaryota; Fungi; Ascomycota; Sordariomycetes; Xylariales; Hypoxylaceae
Product: putative allantoate permease
Exons: 10
Coding region: 104-1516 (470 amino acids)
Biological process (GO): transmembrane transport
Cellular component (GO): membrane
Molecular function (GO): transmembrane transporter activity
Source: RefSeq, a predicted model, not a curated record